GGUUAUUCCGUACUGAAUCCCUCAGCUCCGACUCACGAAGGUGAUAAGACAAGUAAGCAUGCCAAAAGUCCUCCUCUCUUUCGGCAAAUUUCUCUCGUUAUUACCCCAUAGGCGACCGCACGUUGUAUGUCAUGACUGCUGAGUCUGCACGCCAUAAAUCACCUACCGAAAAGCCAUGGGUUGAUCCUUUGGCCCUUCCCAACUAUGGAGAUGUUACAACUGUCUCUGGAAAUGCCCCAGACUCCAUCAAGCAAUUGAACUACAACGUUUUUGCAGGCUAUGGCUUGGGUGACUCCGAUUGUUUUGGGCACGCCGUUGGGAAGACGGUUCGCUUUGUGGCGGUCAACAUUGAUCGCAAAGGCGGUUCACAAGGGCGAUUAGAGGCUACGACGGUCGCAGAGGUCACAGUUACCAAAAAUAUGUUGAAUGGAGCUGGCAUGUUGCACGGCGGAUGCGUUACCACACUCAUCGACAAUUGUUGUAGCACCCCCCUUGUCGUACUAGGCCUGGCAAAAAACGUGAACGGUGUUGGCGUCACUCAGUCUAUGAACGUGUUGUUUCACUCGCCUGCUCCUCCAGGGACAUGCUUGCAAAUUACCAGCACAUCCAUUUCGCUUGGAUCAAGGGUGAUGAGUUCUCGAUGCGAGAUCACGGACAAAAUCUCAGGGAGGAUAAUCGCGUCGGCCAUGCUGAACAAAAUGCAACCCAGUUCGCGUCUAUAAUACGUUCAUAGAAGUAGUAGUGACUUCAACUCCUGAGUGGCUAUUGGGCAAUGGGACGUAUCAUUAUGAAGCG
Molecule: messenger RNA, 795 nt
Organism: Punctularia strigosozonata HHB-11173 SS5
Lineage: Eukaryota; Fungi; Basidiomycota; Agaricomycetes; Corticiales; Punctulariaceae
Exons: 5
Coding region: 132-722 (196 amino acids)
Molecular function (GO): fatty acyl-CoA hydrolase activity
Source: RefSeq, a predicted model, not a curated record